ACUAUUACAGCUCUGCCUACUGGACGACAAACGAAUACUGCAGCAGUACCAACCCGGCCCAUUUCCGCUAUCUCACACAGGGGCACAAAGGAAACACAGACCCUUAACGUGAUGUAACGAGACAUAAACCCCUAGGUAUGCACUAUAUUACUAGUUUUAAUGGCAGUUUCGUGUGCAUGACGUAAGGCCAACGCCAGCACGGUUCGGUUCAGCCGCUCCCCGGGAGGUGUUGAGUUCGGCUCGGCGUCGCCCACGUGCCGGGAGGAGCGUCUGCUGUGUCCGUGUCGGUGGGAGUGAGUGUGGCACUGAAGGGACAGGCACUGGCGCGGACUACAGCCCCAGCAGGCACUAGAGAGAACAGCAGGACACACUGUGGGCGAGGCUUGCAGCACACACGUCUACCAGCACCGUGAACCCUCCCAUUAAUUCAAGAUGUCGUGGUUGUUUGGCAUGAACCAGAGGCCGCAGGACUUCUCACAAUUUGUGCCUCCCACGGGGGCUGCCGGGGGGGACCAGGGGGGAGCAGGAGACUCGGGGGAUGGAAGGAAAGGUGGAGCCAUGGACGCCUACCGCUUUGAUUCCUCAGCUUUGGAACGGGCGGCUAAGGCUGCAAAGGAGCUGGAGAAGUCAGCAUUUGCUAAGGAAGCUUUUGACUUGACAAGGAUGCAGGAGGAAACCAAGCAGAAAGAGUUGAUGGGCCAAGCCAAGGAGAUGGAGCGGCAAAUAGAACUGGCAAAGGCUGAAGGGAAGAGAAUUGAGCAGGAGGAGAGAAGGAAAACUCUGCAGGAGCAAUCCAAGCUGGACCAGCAAAAGUCUCAGUAUCAGGACCAGUUGGCACGCAAGAGGUAUGAAGACCAGUUGGCGCAGCAGCAGAGGAUGAAUGAGGAGAACAACAGGCGGCAGGAAGAGUCUGUGGCUAAACAAGAAGCCAUGAGGAAAGCCACCAUUGAGCAUGAGUUGGAGCAGCGGCACAAGUAUGAGAUGAAGAGGGUAGAGGCAGAGAUGGAGGCAAGGGCACGGACGGAGAGGGACAACCAAGACCUCAUGCUGGAGCAGAUUCGGGUGCGUGCUGCGGAGGACCGAGAGACCACCCUCAAGAGUCUGGCUGAGAAGCGGGAGACCAUCCUCUCCUCCAUCAAGACCGCUGGGGCAGCUGUUGGUGCAGGCGUUGAUGCCUUCCUGAGUGAGCCAGCCAAGAUUCAGGCAGCAGUGGCCGGCCUGGUGGCCCUCACAGCUGGCUACUAUGCUGCUAAGGGUUCCCUGGGCAUUGCUUUCAGAUUUAUUGAGGCAAGGCUGGCCAAGCCAUCACUGGUGCGUGAGACAUCAAGAAUCAGCCCUUUUGAGACUGUUCGGCACCCCAUUCAAACUGUCAAGAAGCUACAGAAGAAACCUGAGGAUGUGCUGGAGGGAGUUGUUCUGAAUCCCAACGUGGAGGGUAGAGUCAGGGACAUUGCCAUUGCUACCAAGAACACCAAGUUCAACAAGGGCAUGUACCGCAACAUUCUUCUCCACGGGCCCCCAGGGACAGGCAAGACUCUCUUUGCUAAGAAACUUGCCAUGCACUCAGGAAUGGAUUAUGCCAUCAUGACGGGAGGAGACAUUGCUCUGCUGGGCAAGGAGUCCGUUGGUGCCAUUCACAAGGUGUUUGACUGGGCAGCAACCUCUCGCAAGGGUCUGGUGCUCUUCAUUGAUGAGGCUGAAGGUUUCUUGCGUAAACGUCACGAAAAUAUCAGUGAGGAGCUUCGGAUGGCCAUCAGCGCAUUCCUCUACCGAACUGGAACACAGACCGACAAGUUCAUGAUGGUGCUAGCCUCCAACACACCAGAGGUUCUUGACUUUGCUGUGGUGGACCGUGUGCACGAGCCAGUUGAGUUCCCUCUGCCUACCAUGGCUGAGCGGGAGAGGCUAGUCAGGCUUUACUUUGAAAAGUACAUCCUACGGCCAGCGUCUGAGGGCAAGCGGAGGUUGAAGGUGGGUGACUUUGACUACAGCGCCGCCUGUUCCACCGUGGCCAAGAUAACUGAGGGGAUGUCUGGCCGAGAGAUCACCAACCUGGCCCUGGACUGGCAGAUGACCACGUAUGCCUCACUGGAGGGUGUGUUCACGGAGGAAAUAAUGCUUAAGAGAGCCAAGGCAGCGGUGGAACACAAGAAGCACAAGGUGUCUUGGCGAAGUGCUCACGAGGACAAGAAAUCUGUGUUCAGUGCAGCGGUGAUUGCUGCUGUGGAGGGCGCCGCCUCACCCUUGCCGGAGAAGCCUGAAGCAGCCAGUUGAGAGGGAGACUGACUAGGGACCAUUGUUGUUAAGCCUUGUCAAAAUUGCACAAGUGUGUGCAGGCUGCUGGGAGUGGAGAGUGUGGGUGUUUUCCUCCCUCAAUAGAACAAGUUAACCUUAAAAUGAUUGAGCAGCUCAAAUACAGGCUAAAAGUAGGAUUCAUUGUUUCAAUAUUUGCUUGUCAGACUUACAUGUCUUGGGAAGCAAUAGAGUAGGAAUGCAUAUAAAUUCUCAUUCUGAAAUUGAAAGUUGGUAGUGUGGAAUCAAAGAUACUUUUCUGAAAUCUCAUUUUAAAAUAUUUUGUACAGGAGUGUACAAAUGUUGAAGCCUUGCUGGUGAACUGUGACCCUUGAGAUAUGCAAGUAUAUGCAACUAGUAUGCUUUAUUGACAUGCAUAAAACAGGUCAUGGUUUCCUGUAACUUCAUAUAUCAUUUUAUAUUAAUUUCAAGGUGUGAAAGUGAAGGUGAACAAUCAGUUUCAUCACAGCCAUCACUUCCUGGGAAGUGUGAAGCCAUUCCAUAUUGUCCUUCAUUGCCAAUAUUGAGCCAAAAGUUAUUUUAGUGAAAUUAAAAUGUAUAAUUUUUGUUUUGUGUGGAGGAAAGAUACCCAUGGACUAAAUAGCAACAAGACAAAUGUACAAAUUUGUUUGAUAAUUUUGCUUGUUUACUACAGAAAUAAGUAUUUUUGUAGUGUUCAAGUAAAUCCAUGUACAGGUAAAGAGAUCAGAGUUGUACAGUGUCUGUAUAGAAUGUUACAUAAAUUGUUUUUAUGGUU
Messenger RNA from Eriocheir sinensis (Chinese mitten crab), 3049 nucleotides. RefSeq names its product ATPase family AAA domain-containing protein 3-like (gene bor). The record is from RefSeq and is a predicted model, not a curated record. NCBI's taxonomy places the organism in Eukaryota, Metazoa, Arthropoda, Malacostraca, Decapoda, Varunidae. Gene Ontology annotation, biological process: mitochondrion organization. Bases 433 to 2274 code for a protein of 613 amino acids. The transcript has 14 exons. Gene Ontology annotation, cellular component: mitochondrion. Gene Ontology annotation, molecular function: zinc ion binding; ATP hydrolysis activity; ATP binding.